AAUUUCACGUGGAAGACAAAGUGCAGGAUGAAAGGAAUUCCUGGAUGCGGGCCUGGAGUAUGGGAACUGAUAAUGAAAGUCAAAAGUUCAAAGAGCAUCUUGCGCUAUGAUUCUCACCACUGGACCAGCCAAGCUUCAUAUCGAUCAGUAAAGGAGGGAGGUGAAUUCAAACUUCCCGGAUAUUGGCUCAGAAAUUUCACCAAAAUAUGUGUCACCAUGUAUUUUGAAGCAAACUCCUCCACGAACUACACAAGUAUUCUGCUAAACUAUCCUGCUCAAUCACUUCACUCCGCUCUGCACGAGGGGAUUAAGAUGUUGCCAGUGGAAUCAUCCAAGAUCACGAUUCCAUUCGGUAUCGACAGUGGUUGUUUGGUAAAAGGCCUAAACAUGCACGGGCCAGCUUCAUGGCCGAUCAAAUCACGCGUUGGAGUAAGGUCCAAGGAGUCCCCACCAUGCUCCAUGCCGUAUUUGGUGCGCGGUAUUGGUAUUGGCUCUCAGCAAGUACCUGAAAUGAGUUGUGGUGAAAUCAUCAUAAGUAACAAUACAAAGUUAUCACCAAAGUAUUUGUUACAAUCAUUUCCAGCUCUCUGCAGAAUCUAUAUUCAGUAA
Messenger RNA from Pocillopora verrucosa, 609 nucleotides. The record is from RefSeq and is a predicted model, not a curated record. NCBI's taxonomy places the organism in Eukaryota, Metazoa, Cnidaria, Anthozoa, Scleractinia, Pocilloporidae.